GAAGAAAUACACAUGCGUAGAUGUAUUUUUGUAAACGUGACUAUAAACGCCUACACCAACUACAUGUUGCAUCUGAAACAGAAUUACUUUUAAGAUUUUCAGCACACACUCGUGAUGAUUAAAAAGCGCAUCAUGUAUAUAAUAGCGUGUCAAGGUACACGCUUAACCGCUGAGAAAUAACGUUAACUGCUACAAUGGCGAUAUGUAAACAAGAAAAUCCACAACCGGAGACCACCCACACGCUGAAGGAGCCUGAGAGGAGAGGGAGUUGAAGCGGAGGUGGGAGGAGGACGCCAUUGCAGCCGCAGCUGGCCGUCUGUGAUUGGGGAGGGACAAACGUUAUCAAAGUUAACAAUGUCGAGGGGCUUUACAGGACCUUUUCAGGGCUCAGCGCUCAGCUUUUGGGUUAUAUAGAGUGUGAAAACAGGAAAGUAGGAUGGACGGCUUGCCUUCGAGGAGGAGAAAAUGUAGAUCCAAUGCUCCGAACCGAGCCAGUCUCCAACCAUUCCUUCACCUGUCUGGUGGCCCAGCCUCUCACCAUGAACACCAGUAGGAACUGCACCACAGUGGGGAAUGGUGAGGGUUUGGCCGCCUUGGAGUCAAUCUCCAUCGUGACCAUCACACUCCUCGCCUGCCUGGGGAACCUCUUGAUUGUGGUGACCCUCUAUCGCAGGCCUUAUCUGCUCACACCCAGCAACAAGUUUGUGUUCAGCCUGACCCUGUCCAACCUGCUGCUGUCUGUGCUGGUGCUGCCUUUUGUGGCUGUGAGCUCGGCAAAGAGGGAGUGGGUGUUUGGCGUGGUGUGGUGUAACUUCACUGCCCUGCUCUACCUGCUCAUCAGCUCUGCUAGCAUGCUCACCCUCGGAGCUAUUGCCAUUGACAGGUACUAUGCAGUGCUUUACCCGAUGAUCUACCCCAUGAAGAUCACAGGAAACCGGGCGGUCGUCGUCAUUGCCUAUGUGUGGAUACAUUCCUUGGUGGGCUCUCUGCCUCCUCUGUUCGGCUGGUCCUCUUUCGAGUUUGACUGCUACAAAUGGACCUGUGUUGCGUCUUGGCACAGAGAGCCGAGCUACACAGCCUUCUGGGUCAUCUGGUGCAUAUUCCCGCCUUUAUUCAUCAUGCUGGCCUGUUACGGUGUUAUUUUCCGUGUUGCCCGCAUGAAAGCCCGGAAAGUACACUGUGGGACGGUUGUUGUGACCCAGGACGACUCGACUGGAGCUCAGAGGAAUGGGCGUAAAAACUCUAGCACCUCCACUUCCUCUAAUGGAAGCCGGCGGAGCCUCGUGUACGCAGGCAGUCAGUGCAAGGCGUUUGUCACCAUCUUGGUGGUGAUCGGCACCUUCUUCAUGACCUGGGGGCCGUAUGUUGUGGUGGUGUGUACUGAGGCUUUGUGGGGACAAGGGAGCGUGUCUCAGGGACUGGAGACUCUGGUAGCGUGGCUGUCUUUCUGCAGCGCAGUUUGCCACCCGCUCAUCUACGGUCUGUGGAAUAAAACGGUGAGGAAGGAGCUGCUGGGGAUGUGUUUCGGAGAUCGUUACUACAGAGAGUCGUUCGCUACGCGGCAAAGGACGUCCCGCCUUUUCAGCAUCUCCAACAGAAUCACAGACUUGGGUAUGUCCCCACACCUGACAGCCAUGCUGGCUGGUGGAGGGCAUCUGCUGGCCCCAGGGAGCAGCACGGGGGAUACUGGCUUCAGUUUCACUCAGGACUCAUGCACAGAUGUGAUGCUGCUGGAUAACUUCUCCACAGACGGGUCCUCCAUCCCACAGCAGCACGGGAACCUGUCCGGGAAGAGGAGGAGCUCCGUCACCUUUGAAGACCAGGUGGAGCAAGCCAAAGCUGAAAACACCAACACAUCCUCAGUUCAAGUCCAUGCAGAGGUACACAAAUCCCUCGACACCUUCGCCUCCUGUCUGGCGAAGGCUAUAGAGAGCGACGCUAAGCUCACCCUGUUUGGGGAUGGUCUGGCUCUGCCGGGGGGACUAUUCACAACCAGGGCAGCACCCAGACCCAGAUACCUGGACGGGCAGAGACUGAGGCUGGAGAGUAUCGAUGAAGGGAUCGUAAAAGACGACAGAGAUGAUGAUGAAGACGAGCAGGACCUGGAGGAGAAACCAGCCUGAACACAGCAGGUCUGUUCAUUUGUUGGACGUUUAUAGACCAUACUCAGUUCAUUAGUGAGCUGCAGUUCAACGUGACUAUUCAGAGUGGUCUGUGGCGCAGUUUAUGAAGUCUGAUGUCUUCACACGUGGGUACAUACUUGAAAUUAUUAGGAAACAGGAGGAGGCACAUUAUUCAUUCCACUAUGUUGGAUCAAGUGCACACCAUCAGUGUCUCUGCAAGCUUUUAUAUGGAUACAUGUAAUCAAUAGGCAGCCUUAACUACUGUUACCUAAAUUAUGGUAUUGUAGUAAUUUGUUUAUUACUAUGUUUUUAAUGUGCCUCAUAUGAGCUGGAAAGUAGGAAAAAAAUACAGGCGCUUCUAUCUUCCAAAUAAUUUGUAACACAGUAAUCGGAUAAUUUUAAAAUGUCUCUUUAUUACAUUAAAAAAGUAAGUUUCAAGCACAAAUGUUCCCUUACUCAGGUACAAAAAGAGCCAGUUUAUGCUUGGUUGUCAAACAUGUCAGUUUAAAUACUGUACAUAAACAGUAUUGCUCCAUAUCCACUUUGGGCUUUAAUUACCUUAAAUGACAGACUUUGGCUGACGUGAGGCCUUAUUUCUUUCUUUUUCAGACACGUUUGUAAUAUUAAGUGCCAACUCAAAUAUAGUUUUCAGCUAUAAUGAAGACCGGUAUGUUGACUGUGUACAGGGCCUUUUCAGUUAGUAAAAAUACAUUUUAAAGAGAGCAGAGAAGGCUAGCAAGUACUGUGGGUGAUAGUAUCAGUCAGUUAUAGUUUGCCAAGUUAAAGUUGUGUUUUUUCACAGAUUGUUUGAAAUAAUUACAGUUAGCCGAGGGCCUUCACCUGACACUGACUGUAAAUCAUAACUUGUUUACAUUUGAACGACUCCUCUGUUAUAAUUUUGACUGAUAAUCAUGUCGCACAGCAGCAUCUUAAACCAGAGCUCAGUUUUACUCAACCCUUUUUCACAGAAGACAUCUUCAUGUUAUAGUAAAAUAAUCCCAUUCACAGGACUGUGUAAAAAAAAUACAACGAAUGAUGACUAAAUAUAAUUUAGUUGAAUUUAAUUUAUUAUUUCAACGAGAGUGAAUGAGACACUGCAGCACUCGGAGUGUAAGAAGUUUCAUCAUGAUACGAUAUUAUAUUGAUUCUUUUGUUGUCUGCCAGGACACAAUUUAGAUUUGAUUCAAUUCAGGGGCCUGCCAUACAUAUGUGACCGUAUCAUAAACCUAUUUAACACAAUCCACUACAUUUAACUCAAAAAAGCAACUAAAAUAUGAUUUAACAAUUGUAUUACUGAGCUCUUCCAAACAUUUAAAUUGAAAUGAAAAAUGUAUUUAAUAUUUUCAAUAAAAAAGACUAAGUGGGAAUUUCAAAUUUAAAGGCUGCUAUAUAUCAAUAUUGCCUCUUUGCAUCAAUUCUAUUGGACUGUUGAUCAUUAAAUCGAUACAGUCAGCUAGGAAGCACAGCUGGAACCCAUGUUUCAAUAGUGUGGAAAAUUAGUUUAUAAACUAUUUUUUAAAUAUUCAGAAUUUAUGCAAUGAUAAAAUGGACAUCACUUACUGGGACACUGACAUAGACCCCUGAGUUUUCAUGCAUUGACGAGUUCAAAUGUUUGCUGUGAAAAAAGAAAACAGAAAAGUGCCUCUAGGUGUUGACUGAUGUCAACAUCUGGUCAUCUGACUUCUACCGAUUGUGAUAACCCCUCAGUUAUGACCAUAAAUAGCUGUAAAUGUGUAUAGGAGAUGUAUGGAUUUAAGAGUAAAGUGUGUAUUGUAUUUCAUUGUUAAAAGAAAUCCUCAAAAUUAUUACAGUGAUAUAGUUUGUCUAUGUAGCUCUUCACCCUGAUCAUUAUAACAGAUUCCAAAAAGUUGGGACACUGUGUAAAAUGUAAAUAAAAAUUGGUGUAUUUUUAGUAUCAUCAGUUUGAACUAAAAAUAUAUUGUCUUUGGAAAGUUUUCAAUUGAAUAUGUCACAAAGGAUUGUUUUAUUUACUAUUUUCGUUUUGUUUUAGACCACGUCCCACCUUAGGAAUCUGUUGUAACAGAAUCAACAGUUUCAUUGAUCAGAUUCCUGCAGAGUGAGCAAAAACAGGUACAGUCCUGACAUUUCAUUAUUAUCUGCUGCAGUAAUUGCACUUGAACAUGCAGCCUGUGCUUGUUCUCAUAGAAACCACUCGUCAUGUCAGAAGUGUGUUUUUGCAUAUCAUUAAGCAGAAUAUUCAGUGAUGUAGUGAAGACGACAGUAAUAAACGGUAGAUGAACUCCAAAAUUGCUUAAUUUGGAGGCCAACUGUUGUCAGUAUUUUAAGAAUUUUUGGAAAAUUCAUUUAUUUUAACGUGCACCUUCAGAGCAGCACACAGCAAACAUCGGAAAUAAUUUACAAUUUGCUUUAUUGGUUUUUAAAGUUGACAAUAAAUAAGUGUGGAAUUGUCUGAAGGAACAAAUGGUCUUUAUCUCCAGUGUGUCUUAGUGUUAUUGGUACAUGUGGUUUACCUCAGUUUAUACACUCCACGCUCCCUUUAUUAUUAUGAAAGAGGACAUUUGUAAUAAGUAGAGCUUCAGUCUUACCUCGUAUCUUCGUAUUAUGUUUGAACGGUACUAUACAAUGAGAAGUGAUGUAACCUUUUGAUUUUCACUUUACAGUAAGUAAUACAAAUAUUUGCAUUAAAGUUUUGUAUCAAGAUUCCUCUAUUAAAACUUUUUUUUUU
Messenger RNA from Centropristis striata (black sea bass), 4830 nucleotides. It is a transcript of the gene gpr161b, whose product is annotated as G protein-coupled receptor 161a. The transcript has 6 exons. NCBI's taxonomy places the organism in Eukaryota, Metazoa, Chordata, Actinopteri, Perciformes, Serranidae. Gene Ontology annotation, biological process: G protein-coupled receptor signaling pathway. The coding region runs from base 477 to 2123 and encodes 548 amino acids. The record is from RefSeq and is a predicted model, not a curated record. Gene Ontology annotation, molecular function: G protein-coupled receptor activity. Gene Ontology annotation, cellular component: membrane; recycling endosome.